AUGGAGGUUGCCGGGCUCGCCGUCGGCGUCGUGGCGCUGGCGAGCAUCUUCAAAGACUGCAUCGACAUUAUCUCAAACAUAUCCGCCGUCCGGUCGAUGGGCCGCGAUGCUGAGGUGCUUAACACCAAGCUCGACAUCGAGAAGACCCUUUUCUUGCAGUGGGCCGAAGGGGUACGCCUGCUUAGGGGGGACUGUGACAGACGCCUUUACGAUGGUGUAAUCGGCCAGGCCGUCGAGAAAGUCCUGAACACGAUACGCAAGCUGGCCGAUGAGUCGGGCGAUAUUCAGACUCGCUAUGGCCUGCGGACUCCUCAGCAAUACGAGAAAAUCAUGGCUGCUGAUGAGACGGCCAUCUGCCACCCUCGCAUGGUCCGCUUCACCAAAGCCUUCGAGCAGCUCAUUAUUACUCAGGCGCGCCGACCGACCUCGACGUCCUCGCCCUUCGCAAAGAUCCGGUGGGUAGCUGUCGAUAAGGAAAAAUUGGAGCGCCUGAUCAACGACUUGUCCUACUUCAUAUCCAAGCUGAAUGAACUUGUGCCUUCAGCUGACAGCUCCACAUCGCUGUUCUCCAUGGCUGCCGAGGACAUCGGGCGGGUUGACGACUUCGCGAAGCUGCGCGUGCUGCGGAGCUCCGACUUUCGUUUUCAGCACGCAACGGGUCCAGAAUCAUACCUUAUCGAGGCGGCCAGGACUAGUUUCGAGACCAUGUGCAGAAAAAAGGUGCUGAAGACGCUCUGGUUCCUCAAGAUCGACGACAGAAGGACGUUCAUAUCCCCCGCACAUUCUGAGACGCUGCAGUGGGCAUUGAGACCGCCAGCUGCAGACCAGAGAUGGGCUGACUUCCCGGAAUGGCUCCGCUCCGAAUCAGGACUCUAUUGGGUGUCUGGAAAGGCCGGAUGUGGGAAGUCGACGUUGAUGAAGCACUUGUACCACCACAAAACCACCAAAAAACUUCUCUCCAAAUGGGCUGCCGGUUCUCCCUUGAUCACCGGCUGUUUCUUCUUCUGGUAUCUUGGCACUCCGGGGCAAAAGACGUAUGAGGGCCUUACCCGUACCCUCCUCUACCACAUCCUUGACAGCGACCCUUCCCUGAUCCCGCAACUGCUCCCAGAAAUGUGGCAGGAUGUUACGGAAUCUAACUCUGAGCCAUCCCUCACCCUGCCGACCUUUGCGGAAACACAAUCCGCCUUUGAGAGGUUGUCUCGGACACCGGUCAAGGUAUGCUUAUUUAUCGACGGCCUAGACGAGUACUCGGGCGACUUCCAAGAUGGCAUCUCGUUCAUCGAGUCUCUCUGUCGGCACCCGAACCUGAAAGUGGUGGUGUCGAGCCGGCCGGAGCCCGAUUUUAUUGAGGCAUUCGCAAGCAAGCCCAUGUUGCGGAUGCAAGAUCUCACCAAAUCAGACAUUAGGAAAUACGUGCUCGACUCGGUCGGUUCCCACCCCUACCUCCGCUCUCUGACACAGCGGAACCACACCCAAGACCGGGCCAAGCAGCUGCUGGCGGGCCUCAUCGACAAGGCGGAUGGUAUUUUCUUGUGGAUUGUCCUGGCGUGCCGAUCCGUGCUCAAAGGGUUUUCGAGGAGAGACCGGAUUCCGGAGCUGGAGCGCCGCGUGGCCAAGCUCCCGGAGGAGCUCGGGGCCAUGUUCGCUUAUAUGCUCGGCAAGAUCGACAAACGGUACCAAAUACACUGUGCCAAGUUCCUUCGCAUUUGUUUCGAGGCCCUCUCCGACAAGACCAUGACCGCGGGCGGCGUGCCCACGGUCGCCCUCGCCUUGCUUGAUGAGCACAGCGACAACCUCAUGAGCUGCCCGAGGCUGCCAGCGACCGCCCUCGGACCUGACGAAAUUGAAAACAUCCGCACGAGCUUUCCCGUGCGCUUGAGCAGCCUCUGCGGGGGGCUGCUGGAGAUACAGUGGGACGUGGGGCGGUUUGUGCCCGCGCCUUGGAACCCAGAUGGGGACCCUAUCGUCGAAACGCAGGUCGUCUUCAUCCACCGGUCUGUGGCUGAGUACCUCGACAGCGACGCGACUUGGGCCAUGGAGUGCCUGUAUAUCCCGCCCGGGGAAUUUGAUGCGCGGAUUGCGCUCGCGUGCCUCCCCAUGUACAUGGUCCAGCUGGGCCGCACGUCCGGCGACGGGAUCUACGGCGGUUUCCGGCUCCUGCAGGCUGCCCAGACCGAUGCGCCGCAUCUCGUGCGAGCGGCUCUCCUGGACUUUCAGGCCGUGGUCCCGAACAUGGAAUGCUUCCGGACGCCAACAGCGCAGUAUUUACGUCCCGGCCCGGAAAGUAGACACACCGAGGCCCCGCCGGACAUGGUCGCCCUAGUUCUAGCCGUCGAGCUGGGGGUGCUUUCGUUUGUAAAGAACUACGUGGCCACGCACCGGCGCGUUUCGAUCGCACGUCUGUCGCCCCGCUAUCCCCUACUAUACCACGCCAUUAAGCGGCCGUUGGUCUGCAGCAACACAGCGCACAGGUUCCAUGACUUCGGGCUAGAUGCGGAUAUGAUCCGCUAUCUUCUCCAGGCGGGGUGCCAAGCCAGCGAGAGGAUUCAAGUCAGCUCGUCGGCUUGGUGGGGUGGCACCGUCACGAUGACGCCCUGGGACGUGUGGACUGAUGGCGAGUGGGCUCGUAAUGGAAACAAUGUAGAGCUCUAUGUGGAACUUACCGAGGCCUUUGUUGAUUCCGGAACAAUCGACGGACGCUGGGCGCGGGACGCGAAACAUCCAGAUUUUAUGGCCGCUUUCCAGUCGAACUUGGUCGGAUUCAACCCUUCUAGGGUUGGUCAGUCGGAUAGGGAUGCACAGGAUAUCAGGCGGAGGGGUCAGCGAAUCUUGGAUAGAUUGUUUGGUACGGCCGUAGAAGUGGAUAAUCCCCGUGCUGUAAAGCGGCGGAGAUUGGGAUGGGGGCCCGGCUGCUCCUAG
Molecule: messenger RNA, 2922 nt
Organism: Chaetomium globosum CBS 148.51
Lineage: Eukaryota; Fungi; Ascomycota; Sordariomycetes; Sordariales; Chaetomiaceae
Exons: 4
Coding region: 1-2922 (973 amino acids)
Source: RefSeq, a predicted model, not a curated record